AUGGACUUGUUGAAGCAAUGGACCGAGCAAGCUAAAGAGGCCCUUACGGAAGCUCGUCAACUUUGUGGUGAUGCCUAUGAAUACAAUGAAGCUGCGAAAAACUGCCUGAAGAUCUCUGCUAAGCAGCAUCAACAACUAAGUGAAUUAGCAAAAUUAACAGCCUCGCAGUGCGCCAGACUCGACUCUUCUACUUCUUUGAUAAAGCAACUUUUAAAUCUCGUACAGAAUCAUCCAACAUUUGGGCAAUUGAACGAUCUCCAUGAUCGUUUAGAAAAGUCCUUGAAAAGACUUCGAGAAUGUGUUUUAGAUCCAGCUUUAGGAAGUGAAUAUCCUAAUCUCUAUUCGUUUGUCGAUGACACUUCUCUGGAAGAUUUGAAGACAAGGCUUCGGGGAGUCACAGAUGGUGUAUGGAAUGCGUAUGAAAAGCUCUCUGGAUUGUUGGAAGAAGACAUAUGUGAACAAUACCAUGUUCGCCUUGGAUCCAUUCCUUUGGACUUUUUACCUCCAGUAAAUAAUGAUUUAGCCGAAUCUUUGGCUGAUUUGCUUCUUCAGGUAGCACAACAUUUCGACCAGUGUUCUGAAGCUUUGACAAUAUAUGUUGGCCUUUCUGAUGUUGAAAAAAAAGAAUUGACUGAGAUUUUACGAAACGAUUCAAAUCAUGUUCCUGCCGUGCUGGAAGAUCUUCGAACUGGCCUUGAAGAAACGAAGGCUUACCAUUUGACUGUUUUGGAAUAUCAGCGCACAGUGGAUGCUAGUGCGAAAAGACUUGAGGAGCUUGCAGAAGAAUUAAACAAAAACCAGCUAACUAAUCGGCGUCAUGAAGCAGCACAUGAACUUAUGAGUGCUCACACUGGUUUGGAAAUACCCCAGCUAGCUCAAGAAUUGAUUCAACUAGAAAGGCACUAUAACCAUUUUGCUAAAGCAUAUCAUCUUCUUCUUCAAGAAAUACAUAGGCGGCAAGCUUACGAAAAACGGGUACGCUCUGUAGUCGAUAAUCUUGUGUAUAAACUAGAACAAGAGCAGCAGACUGAAACUAAAUCACGCAUCGAUUUUUGCACACAGUACGGUGAUUACUUGCCCCAAACAUUAUGGAAUGCAGUUACAGACCCACCUCUACAUUUCGAAAUAAUAGAGCAUCAGUAUACUGAGCUGCCAAAUGUAAAAAUACCUGCCGACAAAAAGGUAAAAAAAGACAAAACCAGCAACAACCAUUGA
Messenger RNA from Schizosaccharomyces osmophilus, 1215 nucleotides. RefSeq names its product autophagy associated protein kinase activator Atg17 (gene atg17). Bases 1 to 1215 code for a protein of 404 amino acids. The transcript has a single exon. Gene Ontology annotation, molecular function: protein kinase activator activity; molecular adaptor activity. Lineage: Eukaryota; Fungi; Ascomycota; Schizosaccharomycetes; Schizosaccharomycetales; Schizosaccharomycetaceae. The record is from RefSeq and is a predicted model, not a curated record. Gene Ontology annotation, cellular component: Atg1/ULK1 kinase complex; phagophore assembly site. Gene Ontology annotation, biological process: autophagy of mitochondrion; activation of protein kinase activity; piecemeal microautophagy of the nucleus.